Solea senegalensis (Senegalese sole) is the source of this 1212-nucleotide messenger RNA. RefSeq names its product troponin T, fast skeletal muscle isoforms-like. The record is from RefSeq and is a predicted model, not a curated record. Gene Ontology annotation, biological process: muscle contraction; regulation of muscle contraction; sarcomere organization. The transcript is spliced from 16 exons. Gene Ontology annotation, molecular function: tropomyosin binding; troponin C binding; troponin I binding. Lineage: Eukaryota; Metazoa; Chordata; Actinopteri; Pleuronectiformes; Soleidae. The coding region runs from base 113 to 991 and encodes 292 amino acids. Gene Ontology annotation, cellular component: troponin complex.
UCACUAUAACACAAGGACUUAUUCUCUGAGCAGAGCUUGCAAACUACAGACCUUCAUUUUCAUCGUUGGAGGAGCUUCUCUUUCCCGCUAAGGUGUGAAGCCUGCGUUCACCAUGUCUGACACUGAGGACGUGGAUCAGCUUGAGGAAGAGCAGGAAGCCCAGGAGGAGGUAGUAGAAGUAGAAGUAGCCCCUGAGGCGGAGGCCCAGGUAGAAGCAGAGCCAGAGGUAGAGCCUGAACCUGAACCAGAACCAGAGCCAGAGCCACAGGAGGUGGAGCAGGCGUUUCUUGACGAGGAAGAGGCCUAUGAUGAAGAAGAGGAGGGAGAUCAAGAUGAAGAGAAGCCGAAGUUCAAACCUUCUGCUCCAAAGAUCCCUGAUGGCGAGAAAGUGGACUUUGACGACAUCCAGAAGAAACGUCAAAACAAAGACCUGGUCGAGCUGCAGUCGCUGAUCGACGCUCACUUUGAGUGCAGGAAGAAAGAGGAGGAGGAGCUCAUCGCUCUUAAAGAACGAAUCGAAAAGCGUCGAGCUGAGCGAGCUGAGCAGCAGAGGAUCCGUGCUGAGAAAGAUAAGGAGCGGCAGGCCAGACGUGAGGCUGAGCGACAGAGGAAAGAGGACGCUGACGCCCACAGGAAGGCUGAGGAUGAUGCCAAGAAGAAGAUCGCACUAAGCAACAUGGGAUCAGGCUAUAGCAGCCACCUGCAGAGGAUUGAUCAGAAGAGAGGCAAGAAACAGACUGAAAGAGAAAAGAAGAAGAAGGUUCUGUCAGAAAGAUGCAAACCACUGACUGUGGAUGAUAAUUUCACUGAGGACAAUCUGAGGGAAAAGGCGAAGGAGUUGUGGGAGUGGCUGCACAACCUGGAGGCAAUUAAAUAUGACCAUUGUGAGAAGCUCAAGAGACAGAGAUAUGAGGUCAUUUCUCUCAGAAACCGCAUUGACGAGCUGCAGAAACACAGCAAGAAGGGAGCUGCCUCACGUCGCAGGAAGUGAGCGGCUGCUCGAUAUAGGUGACACGCCCCCUCUGCUACAGGAGCGGUUCAAACAUCUUAUCAAUGGUGUCUGCUUAAGCCAAAUUGUUUUCUGUACUAAUUUUAUCUCCAACAAAAAUGUUUAAAAAUGAAAUCACGUGUUUGUGUCAAAAAAAAACCUAAAAGGUUGUAUUGGUUCCUAAAAUAAAAUUACGAAAUUAUUCAUCCUCCAACCUACACUGA